Hypoxylon trugodes is the source of this 1838-nucleotide messenger RNA. RefSeq names its product TPR-like protein. The record is from RefSeq and is a predicted model, not a curated record. Gene Ontology annotation, molecular function: Hsp90 protein binding. NCBI's taxonomy places the organism in Eukaryota, Fungi, Ascomycota, Sordariomycetes, Xylariales, Hypoxylaceae. Gene Ontology annotation, biological process: protein folding. The transcript has a single exon. Bases 354 to 1670 code for a protein of 438 amino acids.
ACCACGUCAAAAAUACAAAGAUGCCGUCGAAUGUGAGAAAAUACUUCUCAUGUAGGUGUAUACGACUUGUUAUAUAACCCUUAAGUAAAUAUAUUAGGAUAUAUACAAAUUUGUAUAUAUGGAUAAAUGCGUAUCAAGUCUUAGUAAGUGCAUAAUAUCGACGUAAUUGUGCAUCGCUGAAAUUCAAAGGCAAAAGGUUAGGCUUCUCUCACUAAAAAUUAUCUCGACAUGCCCAAACAUUUUUUAUGUUUUUACUUCGCCAACUCAUAAAAGAGAAUCUUAACGGACCUAAUCCUUUAAUUUUAAUUUCCAUCAAAAUAUUUUAGUCGGGAAUUUGAAAAGGGCGAAUCGAAAUGCAUAUCGAAGAAAUCUCAGAUGAGGUUGCGGAGCGCCUAAAGGUCUCGCAAACUGAGGGGGAGGGUCAAGAAGAAAAAGUAGAAACUGCGCAAUCAUCCCCGCCAGCACCAUCGACAGCGCAAGAUGGCGCAACAACUGCGUCAGCAGCCAUGUUCCCGGAGUUAUCGCCUGGUCGAGCUAUGACCAAUAAGAAAACGGUGGAUGAGGUAGUGGCGGAGUUGAAGAAAACUCCAUUUUUCAUGACGGAGUUAGAAGAGAACGAUGACACUGAGGCUUUCAAGGCCCUCGCUUAUGAAGGGACGCCACUUGAGGUUGCUUCCGAUUUCAAGGACCACGGCAACGAAUGUUUCCGCGUUAAGCGCUGGAGCGACGCUAAGGAGUUUUAUACCAAGGGUGUAUUGGUAUUAGCUGCUGAGGAGCGGAAGCGCGCAAAGGGCAUAGAGCAAGGAGUAGCCCCUCAAGCUGAAGAGAAGAAGACAGCAAAGGAAGACGGCAAAGAAAAAGAAGAGGAUGACCCCCAGAGCCAACGAGCUAUGCUCGAGUCCCUCUACGUCAACCGCGCCGCAUGCCAUCUCGAGCUUAAAAACUACCGUAGUUGUUGGUUAGAUUGUUCCGCAGCACUACGUCUCAACGACACGAAUAUUAAAGCAUACUACCGAUCGGCGCGGGCCUUCCUAGCUGUAGGCCGCAUCGAAGAAGCCGAUGACGCAUGCGCACGGGGCCUUGCUCUCGACGAGAACAACAACCCCUUGAAGUCCAUCGCGCGCGACAUUAUCAAAAAGAGUGAGGAGGUCGCCGCCAAGCAGCGAAAAGAGAAUGAACGUCUAAUGCGCGAGAAACGACGGGAAAUGCUACUAAAAGCUGCUCUGAAAGCGCGCGGUAUUAAGACAAGAACUACAGCGCAACCCCCCGAGAUGGAGGACGCAGGCUUGAGGUUGGUCCCGGAUCCGGAUGAUCCGCAUAGCACGUUGAAUUUCCCGGCUGUGUUGUUGUACCCCGCGCAUCUGGAGUCGGAUUUCAUCAAAGCAUUCGGCGAGACCGAGACCCUGGCGGAUCAUCUGGCGUAUGUAUUCCCGUUGCCGUGGGAUAAGAGUAAGGAGUACACAGCUGCGGGCGUUGAGUGCUACAUGGAGACACUGGGAGGUGGCCUUGUUAAAGUUGGCAAGAAGGCGUCGCUACUGAAGACGCUGUCUUCUGGGAAUGUGGAGGUUGUGGAUGAAGUGGUGCGAUUUUUCGUCCUGCCAAAAGCUAAGGCGGCGGCAUGGGUACAAGAAUUCAAGAUGAAGAAGGCUGCGGAGAAGGGUAGUGGGUGAGCAGUGAUCACGAAAAAAGCAAAUAAAACGAGAAAACAAGAAAAAUGAAGAGUUAUUGACUGGACUACGUCCAAUAAUGCUCACUUGACUUAUGUGCCACGCAUUAAGUAACGAGGUCGACUCAAGUUAUCGAAUUUCAAGUAACUUUUUGUAAUUGAUGCGAUGAUA